Molecule: messenger RNA, 702 nt
Organism: Paramecium primaurelia
Lineage: Eukaryota; Ciliophora; Oligohymenophorea; Peniculida; Parameciidae
Source: the annotation of a GenBank genome assembly
AUGUUACAAACUUUUAAGACUUGCUCAAGUCAAGGAAAGGAAUAAUAUUUAACUUGCUAUAAUGACAUAAUUUUGAGUUCUAAUAAUUCAUGUGAUUCAUAGAAGGAUCAAACAGUUUAAAGUUCCUUUAAAUUCCAGAUGGAUGUAAAGAUAAAUGUGAUAAUAACAAAGAUUAUAAUGAAGAUUUUGUAUUUAUUGAAGAUGUACGUUAUCAUAAUUAUUAGUAUUAUCUUUAUUUAAUAUCAACUUGAGGAUAAAUGCCUAAAAUGUACUAGUACAUAAAGUUAUUUAAUUUGCUAACCUAAAAAUAUUAUUUUGGGUAAUCUCUGGAUUUAUGUUCAGAAUACACAAAAAUAUAUGGAAAUAAUUACUAAAGCAUAGUUAAUAUUAUACUAAAAAAUAACUAUUUAAGGGUUAACAAUUAGUAAAAGAGUUUAGGAUCUAUCAAUAACAAAAAGCUCUACGGAUACAAUAUUUUAAUUUAUUUCAUCAUAUAACACAUUUAAUUUCUAAAAAAAGGAUGGUAUCUAUUAUAGCUAUUUUUCAAAUAAAAGAAUAUUUGGAGGACCAUUAGUAUAGGUUAAUGCUGAAGUUAAAUUUACAAAAAAAAUCGGACAUAAGAGUAAUUUAUCACAAUAUUUUUUGAAAAGUUUUAUGGGAUAUUUAAUUAAAUAACGAUAUACUUACAUUUAAAUUGAAUGA